Bubalus bubalis (water buffalo) is the source of this 2425-nucleotide messenger RNA. It is a transcript of the gene MICU1, whose product is annotated as mitochondrial calcium uptake 1. Gene Ontology annotation, biological process: calcium import into the mitochondrion; mitochondrial calcium ion homeostasis. Bases 147 to 1601 code for a protein of 484 amino acids. The transcript has 14 exons. NCBI's taxonomy places the organism in Eukaryota, Metazoa, Chordata, Mammalia, Artiodactyla, Bovidae. Gene Ontology annotation, molecular function: calcium ion binding. The record is from RefSeq and is a predicted model, not a curated record. Gene Ontology annotation, cellular component: uniplex complex.
CGAUCCCGAAAGGCCCAGCGACUAGGAGAGUCACGUGAGGGUGGGUGGUGGAAGUGGAGGCUUGUCUUGGCUGUUUCUUCGUCUCCAUGGUGUUCAGAGGUGGGCGGCUUUGACGGAGAAGCAACUGCAGCUCAGGCGUGGACGGGAUGUUUCGUCUUAACUCACUUUCUGCGUUGGCAGAGCUGGCAGUGGGCUCUCGAUGGUACCAUGGAGGAUCACAGCCCACCCAGAUGAGGCGACGGCUAAUGAUGGUGGCUUUUCUUGGAGCAUCUGCAGUAACUGCAAGUACUGGUCUGUUGUGGAAAAGGGCCCUUGCAGAAUCUCCACCAUCUGCAAACAACAUCAAGAGUGAACUUGGUGAUAAAGGGAAGAGUAAAGAGGAAGGGGAAGAUUGUAAUGCUGAAAAAAAGGCUGCAGGUGUUUGUCUUGAGCCUUAUCCAGAAGAGAAAAAGAAGAAACGUUCUGGAUUCAGAGAUAGAAAAGUGAUGGAAUAUGAGAAUAGGAUUCGUGCAUAUUCCACACCAGAUAAAAUCUUCCGCUAUUUUGCCACCUUGAAAGUAAUCAGUGAGCAUGGUGAAUCUGAAGUGUUUAUGACACCACAGGAUUUUGUGCGAUCCAUAACACCCAAUGAAAAACAACCAGAACAUUUGGGUCUAGAUCAAUAUACAAUAAAACGCUUUGAUGGAAAGGAUUUCUGGCAGACAGAGAAAAUUGCCCAGGAACGAGAAAAAUUUGCUGAUGAAGGCAGUAUAUUUUACACCCUUGGAGAAUGUGGACUCAUAUCCUUUUCAGACUACAUUUUCCUUACAACUGUUCUUUCGACUCCUCAGAGAAAUUUUGAAAUUGCGUUCAAGAUGUUUGACUUGAAUGGAGAUGGAGAAGUAGACAUGGAAGAGUUUGAACAGGUUCAGAGCAUUAUUCGCUCCCAAACCAGCAUGGGAAUGCGUCACAGAGAUCGUCCUACAACUGGUAACACCCUCAAGUCCGGCUUGUGUUCAGCCCUCACAACCUACUUUUUUGGAGCUGAUCUUAAGGGGAAGCUGACGAUCAAAAACUUCCUUGAAUUUCAGCGUAAACUGCAGCACGAUGUUCUGAAGCUGGAGUUUGAACGCCAUGACCCUGUGGAUGGGAGAAUCACCGAGAGGCAGUUUGGUGGCAUGCUGCUGGCUUACAGUGGAGUGCAGUCCAAGAAGCUGACUGCCAUGCAGAAGCAGCUCAAGAAGCACUUCAAAGAGGGAAAGGGGCUGACAUUUCAGGAAGUGGAGAACUUCUUUACCUUCCUAAAGAAUAUUAAUGAUGUAGACACUGCAUUGAGCUUUUACCAUAUGGCUGGGGCGUCUCUUGAUAAAGCGACCAUGCAGCAGGUAGCCAGAACAGUAGCUAAAGUGGAACUCUCAGAUCACGUGUGCGAUGUGGUGUUUGCGCUCUUUGACUGUGAUGGCAAUGGAGAGCUGAGCAAUAAGGAAUUUGUUUCUAUCAUGAAGCAACGGCUGAUGAGAGGCUUGGAGAAGCCCAAAGACAUGGGCUUCACCCGCCUCAUGCAGGCCAUGUGGAAAUGUGCACAGGAGACUGCCUGGGACUUCGCUUUGCCCAAACAGUAACCCGAAGCUGCACAAGGAGCCCCUCUCCACACCAGGCUCUUUGGGCAGAGCCUUGGCACAGCCUCCCUGCUGCUACUUCUGGAAAUAGUACUCCCUUUCUCCUGGGAAUGAUCUUAGGAUUCAAGUCUCCCCUGUCCCCACAUUCUGCUAGGCUGAUUCUGAUCCAGUGAGUCUCUCUAGAGGUUCUCAAAAACAUGAGCAAGUCCUAAAAGUGCAGACCCUUUGCAUGUUCAACACUACUGUGCAUUCAAGCACCUAUGGAUAAAGAAUGCAGGCAACUGUCCACAUACCUGCCAACCCUGGGAAACACCCAGUUCUCAAGCCGUCUUGCUCUGGAUUUAUAUUAACAAGAACAUUCCUUGCUUCUCCUCCUGCGGGUGUUUUUAAGCUACAAAUUUGGGAAACCUCUGACAGAAAAAGGAAAUCAGUGAUGACUGAUAACAAGGAUGACCAAGACCCCCCGAGUUGGCAGGAAGCCUGGGCCCAAGGAUGGAUUUGUGUCAGUCCCCAGGGUGAGACUGGGGCCUGCUCCGAAAGGCCAUGUGCACAGUGGGGAUGGAGCGAGAUUAGGAAUUUAAAGCAGCUGCUUCAUGGCUGUCCCCACUCCCUUCUUUUCCUCUCAGGCUCCCUAAGAAGACUCCAGCACGACUGUGCUUAGGAAGUGAACAGCAAUUGAGCUCAUGUUCCCUGCACGUGCCAUUUCCCCUCCAGGUGUGUGCCUCUGGAGCUGAGGCCCAACUCAGAGCCUGUCUGUCCUCUGUCUUAAAAACACUUGUAAAAUACCACUUUAAUUAUAACAGUUUGCAAUAAACAACUCCCACACA